Ceraceosorus bombacis is the source of this 1158-nucleotide messenger RNA. NCBI's taxonomy places the organism in Eukaryota, Fungi, Basidiomycota, Exobasidiomycetes, Ceraceosorales, Ceraceosoraceae. The record is from the annotation of a GenBank genome assembly.
AUGUCCGUCCCAAACACUUUCAAGAGCGCUAUCGUCGAGGCUCCUAGAGCCAAGACGGUGAUUACAGAUGUACCAACACCCGAGAUCAAGCCUGAUGAAGUGCUGAUCAAGAUCACGGCUGCAGCCAUCAAUCCGGUGGAUUGGAAGAUGAGGGACGAGCCGGACAGGUAUCCCUACCUGAAGGAAUAUCCCACUCCACUCGGCUCCGACGCUGCAGGCAUUGUAGCAGCUGUAGGUAGCAGUGUAGACUCCUCUCAUCUCAAGGUUGGCGAUCCAGUCUUCUUCCAGGGCAUUGUCGGAACUCCUAGAAACUCCACUCUGCAGCAGUAUGCCGUCAUUCCUGCCGAGCUGGCUGCCCUUCGACCCAGCAACAUCACGGAGGAAGAGGCGGCGGGCAUCGCUCUCGCUAGCGCGUGCGCUCUCGUGGGCAUGUACCACGACACUUCAAGCACGCCUACCAAGCCUGGACCAUGGGAACCAAGGGGCGAUGUUGCUGGCAAGGGCAAAGCGCUCGUCGUUCUUGGGGGCUCCUCAUCCGUUGGGCAGUACGUCAUCCAGCUCGCCAGACUAUCGGGCUACACACAAAUUGUGAGUUGGAAGGCCAGCUGCAAUGCAAUGCAAUGAUUGGCGCGCACUCAGGCCAACAUGUAAUCGCUGCGCUACCAGGUUACCGGAUCUUCGCCCAGCCAUCAUGCGCACCUCAAGCAGCUGGGUGCGACAGCUGUGCUUGACCGAAACGUGGCGGAUGCUACGCACUACGUCUCGGCGCUGGGCGGUCUUGCAGUGGAUUACGUGUACGAUGCCAUCAGCGAAGAGUCUACACACAAAUUAGCCGUAGAGAUCCUGCAACGCUCUUCAGGCAACAAGUCGGGCAAGCUGAACGUGAUAAGCGUCCUACCUCCUAGCGAGUCUGCCAAAGCAGAAGCCAAACAAGCUGGCGUCGAUAUCAGCUUUAUUCUGGGCAUGGGCAGUCUGCCGAAUGUCAGACCCAUCUCAGUGCCCUUCUUCAAGGCCCUUACUGGAUGGCUCAGAGAAGGCAAGUACGUGCCCAACAGGACUCACCUCAUCAACGGUGGCUUGCCCGCCAUCGAGCAGGCACUCGAAGCCAACAAGACGGCGAGCGGCGUCAAGAUCAUCAUUCGUCCGCACGACGCUUGA